CUUCCAAUGCCUAGCGACAUCCAUCCUCCACGAGCCGAUCAGACACCCGAGGGAUUCUGGGUGAUAACGGUUGGGCAAGAAGUUGGCGUGUUUUACCGCUGGGCUGAUGUUGCUGAGCGAACAAAUUUUGUUAGCGGUAAUGUUCAAAAACGAUACAAGUCGUUUCAGCAGGCGUUAGCAGCAUAUAAGGCCGGGUGUGACGAAGGCAGGGUUCGGGCAGUUCCACUGGCGGGUGGCCCUUUCUGGCCAUCCUCUCCAGAGUCCUCGCCCAACCCUCCUUCACCUACAUUGUCUGUGGGCUCAUCUGCGAGCUCAGACUCAUAUGACCUAUGGUUGCAGGUCGAAGACUUGACAGAGACAAUGAGCCAGCUUUAA
Suillus clintonianus is the source of this 375-nucleotide messenger RNA. RefSeq lists its product as uncharacterized. The annotation marks the transcript as partial. The record is from RefSeq and is a predicted model, not a curated record. NCBI's taxonomy places the organism in Eukaryota, Fungi, Basidiomycota, Agaricomycetes, Boletales, Suillaceae. The transcript has 2 exons.